Andrographis paniculata is the source of this 2214-nucleotide messenger RNA. RefSeq names its product NAC domain-containing protein 75. The record is from RefSeq and is a predicted model, not a curated record. Gene Ontology annotation, molecular function: DNA-binding transcription factor activity; transcription cis-regulatory region binding. Gene Ontology annotation, biological process: regulation of DNA-templated transcription. Gene Ontology annotation, cellular component: nucleus. The transcript is spliced from 6 exons. Lineage: Eukaryota; Viridiplantae; Streptophyta; Magnoliopsida; Lamiales; Acanthaceae. Bases 599 to 2083 code for a protein of 494 amino acids.
AAUGAAUCCCUAAGACCUUCUUCGUUUUCUGUUUUGAUUUCCUCUCUCUUGUUCUCCCUCUCUCUCUCUCUCUAUUGAUUUUUUUGUUUCAAGAUUUUAUUUAAUUCUGUUUUGGGAAGUCUGUAAUGUGUUCUCCUUCGUUUUGCUGGAGAGUAUAUAUUCUGCAGGUUUCAUAAAGUUAGGAUUUUUGCAAUUCAAAAAAAAAAAAAAAAAGAUUAUUGUUGUCUAGGUUAAUAUUAUUGGUGUUUACUUAAUUUGGAUAGAUUGGAAGAAGCUUUUGAUGGCUUCAAUUGAAGAAUUUGUUGUUCUUCAGGUUCAUGCACAGUACUAGGAAUCUAUCACUUCAAUAGUUAAUAAUUAAUUUCGAAUUUGUUCAGAUAGUGAAUUCUUGCAAAACCCUCAUCUUCCUUGGUUAUUAUCAUUGAAUAAAUGGGGGUUUUUGUUUAUUAGGACAAGGGAAGAUGAUCCUCGAAUUCUUCUAGUGAUGAUCAUUUAAUGGAGUCGAACAAGCAGCUGUGGUGAUGUAUUCAACAUAAUUAGAAAAUUCAUACAUUCGAAGAAGUGGGAUUCUUUUAUUGUCGAUCUGGUUAAGGUUGCAAUGAAUAAGAACACGACUACGAGUCAGCCUGGAUCCGUCAGCAGCUCUGAUCUCAUCGAUGCCAAGCUUGAAGAGCAUCAAUUAUGUGGUUCCAAACAGUGCCCUUGCUGCGGACACAAGCUCGAAGGAAAACCGGAUUGGGUGGGUCUGCCGGCGGGGGUGAAGUUUGAUCCGACAGACCAGGAACUGAUCGAACAUCUGGAGGCGAAGGUGGAAGGGAAGGAAUCGAAAUCUCAUCCGUUGAUCGACGAGUUCAUCCCUACAAUCGACGGCGAGGAUGGGAUUUGCUACACGCAUCCAGAAAGGCUUCCAGGAGUGACGAGAGAUGGAUUGAGCAGACACUUUUUCCACAGGCCGUCGAAGGCGUACACUACGGGGACGAGGAAGAGGAGGAAGAUUCAGACCGAAUGUGACCAGCAGCAAGCUUCCGGCGGCGGCGGCGGCGGUGGCGGAGGGGGAGGAGGAGGAGGAGAGACGCGGUGGCACAAAACAGGCAAAACCAGGCCUGUAAUGGUGAACGGGAAGCAGAAAGGGUGUAAGAAAAUUCUGGUACUGUACACCAAUUUUGGUAAGAAUCGGAAGCCGGAGAAGACGAAUUGGGUGAUGCAUCAGUACCAUUUGGGACAGCACGAGGAGGAGAAGGAAGGUGAGCUCGUCGUCUCCAAAAUAUUUUAUCAGACACAGCCACGGCAGUGCAAUUGGUCGGAAAAAACCGGCGCUGCAAUUAGCCCCGCCGGAGAAGGAAGCAUCAGAUCGGAAAAUCGCGCCGCCGGCGCCGGAGGAAGCUGUUCAUCUUCUUCCAAGGAAAUAAUCCUCCCCGGAGAUGAAUUCUCCGGCAAUCCCGCCGCCGCCGCUGUUGCAGUUAAUAUUUCCGGCGUUGGUGGAGCUCCGGCGAUUCCGAGCUACGGCGCCGCCAUUGAUCAUUUUGGGUUUCUGCCCUUCAGAAAACCCUUUGACGAGCAGCAAGGAGCUGGGGGUGGGAAUAUUGGGGAUGCUUCAAUGGCAAGGGAAGUCGUCGGCACGUGCGAGGAGCGUGACAUGGGACAGCAGCAGCAGCACGUGAGGCACGAGGCUCAUCACCACCACCAUCGUCAUCAUCACCACCAUCAACAGCAACUUGCAGCAGCAGCAGCUGCUGCAUAUCACAUAAGCAGACCUUCACACUCGAUUUCGACGAUAAUCUCAGCUCCAAUGCCUCUCCAUCAAACCUCCAUUAACAUCCUCCAUCAAGACCACCCUUCACCUGCACCCACCUUCCAUGUCCCCAGAAUCAUCCUCCCCGCAGAGACCUUCCAGCAGCAGCAGCAGCAACAUGAUCAUCAUAAACUAGGAGGGAGGUCUGCAUCAGGAUUGGAGGAACUCAUCAUGGGAUGCACCUCAACUGACAUCAAAGAGGAAUCAGCAAUGGCAAACACACAGGAGGCAGAAUGGUUGAAGUAUUCCAGCUUCUGGCCAGAUCCUGACAACCAGGAUCAUCAUGGAUGAUGAUUAUAUAUAUAUACAUAUUAUAUAUAUAUUUAUUUAUAGCAAAUUUCAAAAGUGGUGAUUUACAGAGCAUGCCAAAAAGAUACAUCCAUGGAUGGAGUAAGAGAGUGCAACCAAAACAUAUAGAUACA